Molecule: messenger RNA, 1338 nt
Organism: Petromyzon marinus (sea lamprey)
Lineage: Eukaryota; Metazoa; Chordata; Hyperoartia; Petromyzontiformes; Petromyzontidae
Biological process (GO): regulation of transcription by RNA polymerase II
Molecular function (GO): RNA polymerase II cis-regulatory region sequence-specific DNA binding; DNA-binding transcription factor activity, RNA polymerase II-specific
Source: RefSeq, a predicted model, not a curated record
AAACGGAAGCCCUUGAAGGUGCCGAGUCGUGAGAUCGACAAGGGCGAGGGAAAGUUCUGGAGGCAUUGGAACAAAGAGACCAAGCAGAUGGCGUGUGCAGUGGCCACCCUGGUGCUGGAGCCGAGCGGGGACUUCCCGGCGUGGCUGGAGGCGCAGGGUGUGAACGCGGAGGUGGCCCGGGCCAUGGACUCUGAGCUGGGCAUCCGGGACUACGGGGUCCUGCGCGCCUGCGUCAGGGACGGCCUCGUGCGGGCCGAGCUGCUGGCCACGGCGCGCGACCGCCUGCCCUUCGGCUUCUACGCCGUGCUGCGGCAGGUGGUGAAGGCCCUGCGGGGCGCCGAGCACCACGAUGGCUCUGGGACGCCGCGCUGGGACGACGCCGCUUCCUCCCCUGGCGACGUGACGCUGGGAGGCCUGGUGGACGUGCUGCUCGCACUGUUCAGUGGCUUGAGCCGGGAGCUGCUGCUGUCCGUGCAGAGGCUGGGAGACAUUGAUAACACCGGAAUGUGCACUGUUGGCUCCCCUUCAGCCAAACCGGUCGUCUCCCCUGAGAACAGUGUGAUGAAUGAAAUUAACGAUUACACACUGAACGACGAGGAUGGCGAGGAAUUGAUUCCAGACUUGGGAGAUUCGAACGCUGUGGAUGAAUCAUCUACAAUUAAGACGGAGGCCCUUGAAGGUGCUAGUGGCAUUGAAGAAAAUUCGGGGUUCAUUGUGCAAGACGUGGUUUCACUACAAGGGAUGGGACUGAACUUCGCAAACUCCGAAAAAGUUGCUUCGUGUUCACGGCUGCAGCAGUAUCACAAUUGGCAGAGGACUGGAAGUGAAAUGGAUACGGAUAAUAAUUCUGCAAAAACUGGACACUAUCACGGGCGACAGGAACCACCAAACGCAAUCGAGGAUUUGCCUAGCAGUCGGCAGGAUCCUGCUGUUGAAGAGGCCGACCGAUCAGUUAACCAGCUGGACACGUUAACGUCGCUGGAAGCGAACGGGAAUGUUAACUUGGUGAACAAGCCAUACGAGUGCACGGUGUGCAAGAAGAGCUUUGUGCGGCUCUCACUUCUUAGAUAUCACCAACGCAUACACACGGGAGAGAAGCCCUACCGUUGCGAAAUGUGCAACCGGUCCUUUGCGCAGUCUUGCAAUCUGAAGGUCCAUGAGCGCACGCACACAGGGCAGAAGCCCUACCGUUGUGAUAUUUGCAACAGCAGCUUCUCGCGCAGUCAUCACUUAACAGGUCACCAGCGCACGCACAAGCCUUGAGCAGAAAUAGUGGUACAAGAAAUACGAUUGUUGAUUUGUGCAUAAUUGAUUUGUGCUACUGGACAUCUGUGAAAA